Molecule: messenger RNA, 848 nt
Organism: Bradysia coprophila
Lineage: Eukaryota; Metazoa; Arthropoda; Insecta; Diptera; Sciaridae
Cellular component (GO): membrane
Source: RefSeq, a predicted model, not a curated record
AUGGUGAUGGAAUGGAAGAAAAAGUUCUUUGUGUUUUGCUUAAUAUUUGUAAUUAGUGAUAUCAGGUGCAGCGAACAGAAUACAGACAAAUACAUCACCUCAUCUAAAGCGGAAUGUUUUUCGUCGAAAAGAUUGUUCUCGUGUAUCAAAUAUAAGGCUGCUCGAUUUAUUUGGUCGGUAGCAGUCGGACGAAUUCAAUUUAAUCUGUUGAACGAUGAGCGUUUCAAUCUAGUCAAAAUUGCGAAUGAUAGCGAUGAUAACGAGUUCUGGGAAUACAGACAUGACCAAGAUGUGAGUGAGACAUCGAAAAUAUUAUCGUUCCUAAAGAGAUCCGUUCACACGUUCUUAGCUGCACAUGGUUUUCAAAUAUCGUUUGAUAAUGAUAUUGGAGCUCGACUACUGCCCGACGCACAUUCGCAUCAUUCAACAGGGAAAAAGAAACGUAAACUCAAGCUGAUUGUGCCCCUUUUAAUUUUAUUAAAAGUGGCUGCAAUAUUAGUGGGUAUCGGUGGCAUCCAACUGCUGCUGGUCGGUGGUGGUCUAUUUUUUUAUCAAUAUGUCAGAAAUUGUGCCCAGAACACUGUUGAGAAAACUACACCAAGCAAUCCACAAUGUAAAUCUCAAGAGGUAACGAUGCGUACUAGCAUAAUUGAUCAAGAACCCGAGUCACCCUUUGCGAAUUAUGAAUAUCGUUAUAUCAGUCCACCAUCGUAUCACAGUUCAGCUUCCUCUGCAAAGGAUUGGGCGAAUAACAGGGCAUAUAGUGCAUAUGAAAUGGAUGCAGUUCUUAGCCACUCGCAGUUGUAAAGCAUAUCAUUGGUAACAUGAUACUUGACUUGAUCUACGUU